CCAGCUUCUUCUCGCUUCCCUUUCCCUCCGCUGCCACAGCCCAGCGACACAAGCGGUCUGAGGGAGCGCGCGGCGCAGCCCUGAGCCUCCUCUGCCUCGACGAAGGGAGACGGCUGUGGCAGCAGCUGCGAUAAAAGCCGAGGAAGAGGAGGAAGAGAAGAAGAAAGCGCGUCCUGCUCCACCGGGUUGCCGAGAGGAUGAGACAGUGCUGGGAGUGGGCGCUGCUCCUGUGCGGGGUCGGCAGUCUCCUCGCCGCCAAAGUAAACAAGCACAAGCCAUGGAUUGAAACAUCUUAUCAUGGAGUUAUUACUGAAAACAAUGACACAGUCAUUUUGGAUCCUCCACUGGUUGCUUUGGACAAAGAUGCCCCUGUUCCAUAUGCAGGUGAAAUCUGUGCUUUUAAAAUCCAUGGACAGGAAAUGCCCUUUGAAGCUGUGGUGCUAAACAAGACAUCUGGAGAAGGUCGUCUUCGAGCAAGAAGUCCAAUUGACUGUGAACUGCAGAAGGAGUACACAUUCAUCAUCCAGGCAUAUGACUGUGGCGCAGGGCCUAGUGGAACAAACUGGAAGAAAUCUCACAAGGCUGUGGUCCAUAUCCAGGUAAAGGAUAUGAAUGAAUUUGCACCAACUUUUAAAGAAACAUCCUAUAAGGCUACUGUGACAGAGGGAAAGAUCUAUGACAGUGUAUUGCAGGUGGAAGCCAUAGAUGAGGACUGUUCUCCUCAAUACAGCCAGAUAUGCAAUUAUGAAAUUGUCACAACAGACGUUCCAUUUGCCAUUGAUAGGAAUGGGAAUAUCAGAAAUACUGAGAAGCUGAGUUAUGACAAACAGCGUCAGUAUGAGAUAAUGGUAACGGCUUUUGACUGCGGGCAAAAACGUGCAACUGAAGAUGUGUUGGUACGAGUUGAAGUCAAGCCUGUAUGUAAGCCUGGAUGGCAAGACUGGAGUAAGCGUAUUGAAUACAAGCCUGGUUCUGGGAGUAUACCGCUAUUUCCUAGCAUUCACCUGGAGACUUGUGAUGGACCUGUUUCUUCUAUUCAGACCACCAUUGAAUUGCAGACUAACUACAUUGGAAAGGGCUGUGAUCGUGAGACAUACUCUGAAAAAUCCCUGCAAAAAUUAUGCGGGGCGUCAUCAGGUGCCAUUGACUUGUUACCAACUCCCAGUGCAGCAACUAACUGGACAGCUGGUCUUCUGAUAGACAGCAAUGACAUGAUUUUUAAAUUUGAAGGGAAACAAGGAGCCAAAAUCCCUGAUGGAAUAGUACCAAAGAAUCUAACAGAUCAGUUUACCAUCACCAUGUGGAUGAAACAUGGCCCAAGUCCAGGAUUAAGAGCAGAGAAAGAAACUAUUCUGUGCAAUUCAGAUAAGACAGAAAUGAAUCGGCACCACUACGCACUAUAUGUGCACAAUUGUCGCCUUGUGUUCCUGUUGCGAAAAGAUUUUGACCAAGCUGAUACCUUCCGUCCUGCAGAAUUCCACUGGAAGCUCGACCAGAUUUGUGAUAAAGAAUGGCACUACUACGUUGUAAAUGUUGAAUUCCCAGUAGUUACUUUGUAUAUGGAUGGUACAACGUACGAACCUUACCUUGUAACGAAUGACUGGCCUAUUCAUCCAUCACACAUAGCAAUGCAACUUACUGUUGGCGCUUGUUGGCAAGGAGGUGAAGUCUCUAAACCCAGAUUUGCUCAGUUUUUCCAUGGCAGCCUUGCCAGUUUAACCAUCCGACCAGGCAAAAUUGAGAGUCAGAAAGUGAUUUCCUGUUUGCAAGCCUGCAAGGAAGGUUUGGAUAUUAACUCUCUGGAGAGUCUUGGCCAAGGACUAAAGUAUCACUUCAAUCCUUCCCAGUCAGUACUUGUAAUAGAAGGAGAUGACAUUGUGAAUAUAAAUCAAGCUCUCCAAAAGGUCUCCUAUAUCAACUCAAGACAGUUUCCAACUUCAGGCAUUCGCCGUCUUAAAGUCUCAUCCAAAGUCCAAUGUUUUGGUGAAGAUGUCUGCAUUAGUAUCCCAGAUAUAGAUGCCUAUGUAAUGGUGUUUCAGGCCAAGGAGCCCAAGAUUACAAUAAGUGGGAUGGAUCAUUUUGCAAGACCGGCUGCACAAUUUGAACAAGAAAGAGGCGUGAUUCUUUUGCCGGAUAUCAGAAUUGUCAGCACAGUCACUAAAAUGGAACACCCUCCUGACUUGACGGAAACUGAAGAUAGAGUCCAUAAACCAGUUACCUUAGAAGAAAUGCACCAUAACUUGGAUUUUUGUGACAUUUUGGUAAUUGGAGCAGAACUGGACCCCACACAUGAGUGUUUAGAACUGGAUCGGACAGAACUUCAAGGAAAACACUUGGAUGCUACAAACUCCACAGCAGGGUAUUCAAUAUAUGGUGUGGACACAAUGAGAAACUACGCACAAGUCUUGCGACAGUUACGCUAUCGUAAUUGGCACACAUCUUCCUUCUUUGACAGGAAGUUUAGAAUCAAGUGCUCAGAACUUAAUGGACGUUAUACCAGCAAUGAAUUUAAUUUAGAGGUUAAUAUUCUGCAUAGCUCCAACUCCAAUACCAUGGAAUAUGUAAAUCAUAUGGUAAUACAGCCUCAGUUUCUCCAAUCUAUUCAUCACCCAGAGGAAAGCAUAAACAGUCUUCAUGGCUCAGUUCUUCCAAGUGUGGCUACUAUUGUCAUAGUCAUUUGUGUCAGUAUCUUAGUCUUCAUAAUAGCUUUGGGGGUAUAUAGAAUUCGAGCAGCUUACAAGCACAGCUCAAAGGAGAGUGAAAGUAGUAAAGAAAAUGAAAUGGACUGGGAUGAUUCAGCUCUGACCAUCACUGUCAAUCCUAUGGAGAAAUAUGAGGAACCUCGUCGUAUACAAGAAGAAAGCGAAGAGGAGGAAGAGGAAGAGGAAGAUACAACCAGCGCUGAAUCAGAUGAAAGUGAAGAGGAAGAAGAGGAGGAGGAGGAGGAAGAAGCAGCAGCAGCAGCAGCUAUCAGAAAUAAAGGAGACAAACAAAAUGCAACCAGGCAAGAUCAGCUGGAGUGGGAUGAUUCAACACUACCCUACUAGAAACCCUUAGUUUUAUUGCUCCUUUUGUAUACACCAAUACUGUGUAUUUCUGAGUCAAUCCUACUGCGUCAACCCCAUCUUGGAUCUAUGAGUUAAUUGGCAGGAUUUAACUCUGUUGACUUCAGAUGAUCGAACUGCAUUGCCUGAAUUUGAUGUAGUUGUAUCAAACUGCUCCAGAUAGUUAUUCCUUUCCUAGUGUAUGGGUAAUGGCACCUGGUAAAAGCACAGGGUACAACCGUUUAUGUCUCACCUGUGAUAACACCAACCUGACGCCAUAUGUUCCUUACCACUUCUCCCUUUCCAGGAAACUCCAAUAUCUUCUAAAUAAGAAUAUGCAAAAGUCCUGUUUGUCAGUCCAUGAAGGAUACACUUCACCUUUUCUUUUUCUAUUUAAGUGAAUUCUGAGAGUCCAGGUAGACAUACCCCCUUUCUGGGUUUCAUUCGACUUCGGUUAAGAAUCCUACAUUCAGAAGGAAAAAUGUAGGUGCUACUCAUUAGGGCAACGUUACUUCGCUCUCAUUUCCACUGUUCUGUUUUAAUUAAUUGCCUUCUGCAAGAGGGAUUCAGAGUACUUUAAACUGGGUAUGUGGGUGUAUGGGUGACACACACCCAAACACACACAGGAAUGGAUAAUCAGUUUCACUGCUAAUGUUCAAACUCGGCAGGUGGAAAGUCCUUAUCCAAUCCACCUACUCAUACUCAACUAAUGCCUGGUAAAAUCCUAUAAGCUGAUAUCUUUGCAUGUGAUGACUUUUCCCUCUAUCACACAGUUGAACCAAUGUUAUAUCAUGCAAAAUAUAGGUUUGACUGGAGUGUUACUUGGGUUAAGACCUUUGCUUCUGAUUUACACAGAAAAUCUAUUCUCUGCACUGUAAAUCAUUACUUUGUUGAUAUACCUUAUGGCAGCAUUAUACAAUAGCUGGGCUUGGCUGAGAUUUAGACAAGUGCUGUUGUAUGGAUCUAAACAUGUAACCUAGGGGAAUUUUUCCCUAGCACAUAUUAGAAAGAAAGCCCCUGAUUUUAUUUCUGCAGUUAGAACUGGUAUAUUCUGUUUUCUGCCGAAAUAUAUCGGGCACCAAGCAAACAAGGCUACAGCUGAAAGGUCUCUCAUCUGAACCCCAGACUGGUUUCAUUUUUGUUGUUGAAGGGGAGGCAUGUUUGGAAAGUGCAAGAUAAUGAAACUAAAGCAAAAACAACUAGUAGAGUUUGGGAGGAAAUGCAGUUUAUAGUUUAGGGUAGUUUUGGUUCCCUCCCCUCAACCACUGUAUUCUAAAUGUUGAAAAGGCAUUGGCAUGUCUGUGUGGUUUGUUGUAUAGUUUUCCCCUUAAUUUUCUUUGUCUUUGCAGCUACAUGAAAAUAUAGCUGCUGCUAUUUUAUUUUCUCCAGGAAUAAGUUCUGAGCGAAGGGAGUGUAGGAAGCUGCCUCUGAUUAGGUCAGACUAUUUGUACAUCUGUCUUCGAGUAUGUCUAAUCUGACUGGCAAUGGCUCUCUGGGGUUUCAGGCAGAAACCGGCACUUGCUAGCGAAUCCUUUUUAACUGCGGGUUCCUGGGAUUGAAGCUGGGACAUUCUGCAUGCAAACCAGGUGCUUAACCACUGAGCUGUAAUAUAGGAAGGAAGGAAGGUCUUUCCUGCUACCUAGCUGCCAGAGUUUAAGACCCUAAACAUUUUAAGGUUCAUAGAUAGGUGUGUCAUUUUGAAGCUAGGACGGGCUAAAGAGAAUCUGUCUAGACAGCUGCAUUGUCUCAUUUGAGCACUAUGAGAUUAGCUUACUUUCUUUUUUGUUUAAAUAUUAUCCAGGCAUGAGCCCAUAGGUCAUUUUAAAGCAGAAGCAGGGAAAUGAGAGAGAAAGAUAGUGUGGGUGUGGGGUUUGCCUUCUUAGUUAACCCAUGAACAAGUCCUCCAUUAAAUAAUUUCUGUACAGUAUUAGAAUGUAUCUAUAUUUCUUUGUCAAAGUAAGCUGGUGGGGGGAACCAAUAUUUAAAUUUGUUUUGUUUAGCAGCCUACAUGAAAUGUUCUGACAAUAGAUUAACACUUCCCAAAUAUAAAUUGAAUUUUUAAAUUUAAGUUACAUCAAUUUCUCUACUCAAAAAAUAAAAUAAAAAAUGUUUCCUUCUGAUUACCAGAUCAGCAUAAGAAUUGCCAUACAAGUAACUUUGAGAACUGCAGCAAAUUUUAUCAUCCCCAUGUGGAUUCAUAGAGGUCCAGAAAGGGCAAUGACAUGCUUGUGUGUCAAAAUUCUGAUGAUACUAAGUAGUGCUCAACCAUUCAGAUGCACCUGAAGGAAGCAAUCAUAUACACAAGAUGCUGGUGUAAAGCAAGCCUGUGUAAGUCAAGAUGGUGUAAAGUUACACCCAGUCCAAACUUUGUUCAGCAAUGGAGCUACUGCUGAAUGACGAGGCUUAAGCUUGGCAGAGGGGAACCAAUCCUUUAAAUGAGUGUUCUUUUCCAGGUGACAUGACUGAGCUGAAUGGACGUAGUAGGCCUAAGUCCUCCCACUCUGGUCCCACCUCCAGAACACCUGUUUUCUUAUGCUGGUUUAAUGUUUGCCAGGCUAGCUGGGAUGGGGGAGAUACACCAGUAUAUAUCUGGUGGAGCUGAGGUUGGAGGUUUAAGCUGGCAUAGCCUGACUAGCUCAGCUGGAGAUCCACUUACCUAACCCAUCCAUCCCAGUAGAUCUUGCGAUAGAAUUGCUCUCUUAAUCCGAAGUUGACUGGAAAAGGAAGGGAAAGUUCAGCUUCACGAAUAGGCCAUUCAUUGUUAUUUUUUACAUUCAGAAGUUUGCAAUCUUCUGUAGACUCUGUAGGCUAACAAGUGUCAAGUUGAAUUGUUAAAUCUGUUAGCAUUGGUUGCACCUCUUACAAAUUUAGAAGGGAAAGAAAGAACAAUGUAUUUCUCAAGAGGACCACAUGGGAGAAUAUUUUAAUGAAUAUGUUGAACGAAAAUGCUAAGGUACCUAAUGAAGGUCUAACAUUCAGGACUUGUAUUAAAGCUGCACAAACAAGUCGAUUGUAAUCUACUUGCACUGGGCAUUCAAACAAAUACCAAUAAUCUGUAAUUAGUUAUUAAAAAUAAAUCUGUUCAGAUUAUGCUGGUUCAUUAUGGAAGGCAAAGUUGCUUUAUUUUUUAAAUUGUAAAUAUUUCCAGAUUAUAACAUCAAAGCCAAUACUCCCUCUACAGUAGCUUUAAACAAUUGUUCUGUACUCUGCAUGAGAGUGCUAUUUUGCUCAUGUUCUGCUUAUGGACAACAGAGAGAACAGAAUGCAGGACUAGAUAGGCCUUUGGCCUGAUCCAGCAGCCUGAUCCUGCUAGGUUCUUACAUUUAAAAGCAUUCUGUAUCAUCAUCCACAUACUUUGCAUGGUGCAUCCAUGUAAAUCAGGGUGGCGAAUGUUUGGCCGUCCAGAUGUUGCUGGACUGCAAACCCCUGACCAUUGACUAUGCUGGAUGAGGAAGCUGGAGCCUAACAACAUCUCAGUUCCUUACCCCUGAGUUAAAUGCUCUACCAGUUCUUCUUCAUAUAGUGAGAAACUCUUAUUUUCAUCUAGAAUUCUACAGUAAUGGUGGAAACAGGAAGAAUUGUGCUAAACAUCCCCUCCCCUGGUUCUUAGCAGUAUUUCUGACAGUCAUUGAUUUAUAUUUCCUUUUGUUCAUUUCUGUUUCCUUGUUUACAAGGUGAUCUCUUGAUGCUUAGCUUAAAACUAUCAAUUAUUUAGGGAUCAAAAACAAAGAAAGGAUUUCAGCCAUCCGCACCUUCUCAGAAACAUGCAGCCUUUCUAUUUAAUGAAAACACUUCAGUUGACCAGAGCUACUUCAGUUCUUUCUGCGAUAUCUAUCUUAAUCUGUACUGAGAUUGCCUGUGCUACAUAGGAGUAUCUGUGGUCUUUCAGAGAGAGAGAUAUACAUUUACACUUUAGUGUGCUAUAAGACCAAUAUAGUUUGCUGCAUUGAAGUCCCAAGUCUUGGGAUGGGUUUGGGUAUAUGGUUGCGGUGUCUACAGAGCUGGUUUUCUUUUCCUGUGCUUGAGAGGGUGAUGUUUGGCUUGAUAAUGUUUAUAGCUAUGUGUGGGGUGGUUUAUAAUCCUUGGGUGCAUUAGCAGAAAUGUUCCAUUUGUAAAUGCACAGAUAAGUAGUAGAAGGUACUGGACACACCCAAUGAGUGUCAUUGUCCAUCUUAUAUCUGUUAGAAGACUGGCCAACCAAUAAAUGCAAGCAACAUGAUGUGGAGGAAGAAUACAAACUCAAGUUUGUCUUUUCAGGUACAAAACUUGCAGCAUUUAGGAACAAGAGGGUGAUCAGAAGGCUGAAAGAAAAAGAGGGCUUGUAGCAGGAGGGCUCAUGGCAAGUGUAGGCAAGGUGUUUGGAGCAAAUAUGUGUGGAAAAUAAGUUUAUCUGGGAAGCCACUAAGCCAAGUGCAGGUUUUGGGGGCUAUGGCUUUUGCCAACAUUUGUUCCAAUUAAGGAGCAGCAUUAAUAAAUGCAGGCUCAUAGCUUCAUGUUUGCUGAUAUCUAGAUGCUCACCAGCUAAGGUCCCAGGCCUUCAGGGACAGCAGUUUCCAAGGAACCCCAGUUGUGUUAGGAUACAAUGGGAAUUUUGUGGUGCCUAAAUAAUUAAAGGCACUUCAGAUAUCUUCGGUAUGAACAUGGAUCCUAAGAUCUGUGUUACAAGGUGUAUCUGUGAAUUUGAGUGGUCAGAUAAUAGGUCACAAGUACAAAAAGGGCAAGGUAAGAAAAGAAAAGAAAAGAAAAG
This is a messenger RNA of Zootoca vivipara (common lizard), 7791 nucleotides long. RefSeq names its product calsyntenin 2 (gene CLSTN2). Gene Ontology annotation, molecular function: calcium ion binding. Gene Ontology annotation, cellular component: postsynaptic membrane; cell surface. NCBI's taxonomy places the organism in Eukaryota, Metazoa, Chordata, Lepidosauria, Squamata, Lacertidae. Gene Ontology annotation, biological process: positive regulation of synaptic transmission; positive regulation of synapse assembly; homophilic cell-cell adhesion. The record is from RefSeq and is a predicted model, not a curated record.